AUGGCUAAUGGCAUAGAUAAUAUUACAGUAACAACGAUCAGAAGCCAAGAACCCACUCGUCAUAUUGCAAUCUAUUCUAAUUACUUACUGGAUUCCGUGGAGCAGGAUACUUUUUUGCAGAGCAUUAAAAAGGAAACUGGUGACAUCAGAGCUGUUUAUCCUUAUAUCUCGGCGAGCGUUACUAUUAUUUCUUACUACAGCCUUUUAGAUGCUCAACGGUGUUUAGAUAUCAUCGAGACACGAUACUAUCCUCAUCAAAAAUACAAUGCCUAUUAUGCUAAACCAUGUUCCAUCAACAAGAAUUUGAAUGAAAGAGUAUUUGUCGUUCUGACAACUACUGGCUCCGACUCUACCGAAAAGACCACACCUUCACUUCAGCAUUUCGAUUAUAUGGCAAGGGAAUGA
Molecule: messenger RNA, 405 nt
Organism: Mycotypha africana
Lineage: Eukaryota; Fungi; Mucoromycota; Mucoromycetes; Mucorales; Mycotyphaceae
Exons: 2
Coding region: 1-405 (134 amino acids)
Source: RefSeq, a predicted model, not a curated record